CGAACGAAAGAACUGAGAUUCGUUAAAUAAUUCAUUCUCAUUUCCAAAGGAUUCCUGCGCCAUUUUUCUCAUCGUCAAUCAUGGCUUCUUCUCUUACUAAGAACAAGCCCUCUGUUUCUGUUUCUUCCUCUUCUCCUUGUAUCCCUUGCCGACCAAACUCUAAACCCAGAAAUUCGGAGACCGGAGAUCUGAUGCGGCGGAGUUUUCGUGCCAACCCAUUUCCGGCAGAUUUGUCCCUGAGGAACUCAACAGGAAGAGAAAUCAGCCGGGUCGAGUUUGGGGAUAAAGAGAACCAGAACGACAAGGAUCAAAACUCAAAUGCGUUCAAAACUCCAAAGGGAGCCAAGAACUUCAUGUCACCGACUAUUUCAGCGGUUUCCAAGAUCAAUCCAUCGCCAAGGAAGAAGAUCUUGUCUGAUAAAAACGAUGUGUCUCGAUCCUUUGACAAAACCCACCAUCAUCAGGUUCGGUCAUCUGUCUCAUUUUCCGAUGUUGUUAGCUUCAUUGGGGAAGAUACAGAUCAAGAGCAGAUUUGUGUCGAUGAAAAGAAGCAACUUUAUGAGGAGGAGUCACAUGACAUUACUCAUGUAACUGAUUUUGAUGAGAAUCAUGGGAACAAGAGCAAUGGAGAUUUCGAUGACUCGAGCCCUCUCCCUCCUUCUCUUCCGUACACGUUCCCUGUGCUUGGGUCUCAUGAAGUGGAUUCAUCCGUGGCACCUUAUGAUCCAAAGAAGAAUUAUUUGUCACCGAGGCCACAGUUUCUCCAUUACAGGCCAAAUCCAAGAAUCGAGCAUCAUUUUGAUGAGUGCAAGCAGCUCGAGGAGCUUUUCAACUCUGAAAGCUCUUCUUCUGAAUCUGAUUUGUCUGCAGAGGACAGCCAACUAGAGGAGGAAGUUGCUUCUCAGGAAGUUGUAGUAGCAGUAGAAGAAGAGGCAGAAGUAAUCCAAGAUAAGAAUGAUACGGAGCAUUCUGAAGCAGUGGAGAGUGAUGAAGAAGUAUUAGUGGUUAGUGAAGGCACUGAAGAAGAAGAAACUCAUCAGAUCUCAAAACAGUCUCUUUUCAAGACAUCCAAGUUGCUUGGUUGGAUUUUGGUUCUUGGUGUGUCGUAUUUGUUGUUGGUUUCUCCAGUGACACUUACUCAGCCAAACAUCAGUCAAGCGUCACAUUUCCUCAAGUUCCAUAUCCCAGUUGAAAUCACAAAGUCUGCAACAGAGAGCUUUGAGCAGUUGAGUGUAAAGCUGAGGAUGUGGGCAGAAUCAUCAUUUGUGUACAUGGAUAAGCUGAUCUCAAGUCUACGAGAAAAAGAGGGAUAUGGUCCUUUUCAGUAUCAUAAUUUGACAGAUAUUUUGGUAGAUACAAGAUUGUCUUAUACUGCUUUCGAGACACCAAGAGGUGAAAUCACUGUUGCUGGGUUGUUGGUGGAUGGCCAAAAGUGGAGCUUAGAGAUGGAUAUGGAAGAAGACAAUGGUGUUCAUCAGGAACUUGAAGAACCUGAGAAUAGUGGUGAAAUCGAUCUUGAAUAUGUAGACGAAGAGGAUGGCAAUGAUUUCGAGCAGGAGAGUGAAGGCGGAGAGGUAAACUCAAUAGUUUGUGAAUCUGAUAAGCAGACUGAGUUCAAGAUGGACACAGAUACAGAUAUAAAUGGUGGUGAAGGAUAUUCAGAAUCUCUUUCUGAAGACGAAGAAAGUGGUGACCAAGAAGCUGAUGGUAUUGAAGGGAAGAAAGAAUAUGAAGAAAUUGACCAGAAGAACCUGGAGGAAGUUCAUGAAUCUGAAACUAGGUCGGCCCAAAAUGAUGUGAAGAACAUAGAAUCUGAGAUCACGAUGGCCACAGACACAGAGAUGAAUGGAGGUAAAAGAUAUUCAGAAUCUCUUUCUGAGGAAGAAGAAAGUGGUGGUCAAGAAACUGAUGGUUUUGAAGGGCAGAGAGAAUAUGAAGCAAAUGACCAAAAUAACAUGGAAGCAGCUGACUCUGACGCACACCAGUUAGAUGAUGUGGAGUCUGCUGCAAUCAGUGGUCACCAGCAAAUAGACAAUGAAGUAGCCAAUCCUGAAACUGGCUCAGAGGAAGAAGGUAUUAUGGAAAUUGCUGAAUCCAGCGACGUCUCCGCAGAAGUUUCUGAUGUAGAUGGUGGUAAUUUGGAAGAAGAGAGUUCGAUCGGUGACGAAGUUGUUAAUACAGCUGAUUGGAAGGAAAUUUUGUUGAGUAACCAGAAGAAAGUGGUAGUCUUGUUUUCGACUGUGAUGGUUCUGCUUGCAGCAGCUUCUGGUUUCUUAUUAGCUAAAAAGAAGGCAAAACCUGUGAUGAUGCUACAUGAAGAUGGUGAACCAAGAACAAUCUCUGACGCUAAAGAGGUAAACUUUGAGCAGGUGCCAGUAGAGAAUCUGAUCAAAGAAAGGCUUCCUUCACUGAAUUUCCAAGAAGAAGAAGAUGUUGAUGAUGACAGAGAAAGAGAGGUAUCAUCAUUCCCUUCUGAGAUGAGCUUCAGUUUCCAUAAGAAUAAAUCAUUGCACAGCUGCAAUAACAGAGAUGAUCUCAAAGAAUACCAAAGCGGAGGAGGCAGGAAGAGUAAUGAUAGCGGCGAAUCUACUGCUUCCUCGGCAUCAGAAUACUCCAUAGGCUCUGUUUCAUAUGGAAGUUUCACAACAUACGAGAAGAUACAGAAGAGAAGUGGCCGUAAAGAAGAGAUGGUAACACCAGUGAGGCGUUCAAGCAGGAUUAGGAACCAUCAACAUUCUGGACAAUGA
Molecule: messenger RNA, 2747 nt
Organism: Eutrema salsugineum
Lineage: Eukaryota; Viridiplantae; Streptophyta; Magnoliopsida; Brassicales; Brassicaceae
Exons: 1
Coding region: 81-2747 (888 amino acids)
Source: RefSeq, a predicted model, not a curated record